AGAGAGAGAGAUGAAACCUUGCUCUGAGGCUCAGCAUCUCACGAUACUGCAGAUCGAGUGAAGAGGGGUGAGAGAAAACCGAAGGAGGGGGAGGAAGAAAAAGAUAGAGGGAGAUUAGAAAUAGUCUCACACAUACAACACAACACAAGACCACACACUCUUCAGGAAUUUCUCUUUCUUUCUCUCUCUCUCUCUCUCGCUGUCUCUCUCUCGUCCUUUAUUUCUCCCUGCCGUUUCUUUUCAACGCACUUUUGAAUUCCUCUCGUUCCCUUUUUUUCUCUCUCUCUCUCUCUCUCUCUCUCUCUCUCUCUCUCUCUCUCUCUCUUUUUCUAUUGUAACUCGGUUGCUGAGGCUGAAUCCGGAUGAAGGCUGAAUAGACGCAUCAUCCCUCGUAUCUCUCGUUCUUUUGCCACCUGUGCGCCGGAGUUCAGAAGUUUCACACUUUAAAGAGCUAGAUGACCGUGCAGAAGGGAAAGAGGAUGACCAUCUCCAUCCAGGAGCACAUGGCGAUUAACGUCUGCCCCGGCCCCAUUAGGCCCAUCAGGCAAAUCUCCGCCUACUUUCCCCGCCUGUCCCCUACAUCCUCUGUCUGUGAUUCGCUGUCUCCGAAUCAGGCAGGGUCUAUAGCACCAGUGGCUGGAGGAGGAGCAUCAGGGGGAGGGGGACUCUUGUCUCCGCUGUCUCCAGGGAUAGCAGGGGGUGGAGGGACACUGUCAAUGAUGAACAGUAUGGAAACAUCUGUAGAGAUUGACAGCUGUGACAGUGAUGAUAACACUUCUUUAGGCACCCUAGAGUUUGACCUGCUCUAUGAAUCAUCAUCAAGUUCCCUGCAUUGCACCGUCCUCAAAGCGAAGGGUCUGAAGCCCAUGGACUUUAAUGGUUUAGCUGACCCUUAUGUGAAGCUCCACCUGCUCCCUGGUGCCUGCAAGGCAAACAAGCUGAAGACCAAGAUUGUGAAGAACACCCUGAACCCUGUGUGGAAUGAAACUCUUACCUACUUGGGUAUCACGGAGGAGGACAUGUACCGAAAAACACUCAGAUUGUCAGUUUAUCCGUGCGAUGAGGACAAGCUGACGCAUAACGAGUUCAUCGGAGAGUCACGCGUGGCAUUGCGGCGAGUCAAACCUGACCAACCCAAGCACUUCAACGUCUGCCUGGAACAUCCACCUCCUCUGGCGUCACCUACUGCUAUGACCACGGCACUGCGUGGGAUCUCCUGUUACCUACGUGAGUGGGAGAGCGAGCAGCAGCGCAGUUUGGAAGAGCGGGGCCGCUUGCUGCUGUGCCUUCAGUUCCUGCCCCCGGCUCAUCCUCCUGAAGGGGGCGAUGUUCCGCCAGAAGCUAAAGAAAGAGCGAAGGGAGGUUUGUGUGUUGGCGUCCGACGCUGCGCUCAUCUAGCCGCCAUGGACGUCAACGGACUGUCCGACCCCUACGUCAAAACGUACCUCAAGCCUGACGUGAAGAAGAAAUCCAAGCACAAGACGUCUGUGAUUAAAAAAACACUGAACCCUGAGUUUAAUGAGGAGUUUUUCUACGAGAUUACGCUUAACGACUUGGCGACUAAAACGCUGGAGGUGAGCGUGUGGGAUUACGACUUGGGAAAGUCCAACGACUUCAUCGGGGGCGUGUCCCUGGGCUGUCAGUCACAAGGCGACGCCUUGCAGCACUGGAUCGACUGCUUGAAAAACAAAGGCCAGAAGGUGGAGCGCUGGCACACCCUGACCAAUGAUCUGCCUGGGUCCACGUUCUAAGAAGCAAAAUGGCCACCCUUUUUUGUCUCACUUUACCAAUUAGAUCCGAUUGGUUGCUUUUCCUGGCCACUUAGUGGUAGAGGAUUAUGGGUAACCAAGGUGCGGCGACGCUGGGACGAGUUCCGACCGUCGGCGCAGAUGUCCCAUUUUUGACAUGGAGGAACUCGAUGCGAUGCUUGGGAGCAAUUCUCUAUUUCUCGGAUCUUCGGGUUUUUAUUUGAUGCACGUUACCGCUUUGACAACUAAAGGUUUAAAAAUGUGUGUUUUAUUUUCAAUGCAAUCAUUUCUCCUGCAAUAACACAUUUUUUUUAUGAUGCUUCCAUAGAAUACCUUCAGAAGUGGUCUUGAAUUGAAAAAAAUACUAAAUCGGAUUUUCUUUUUCAUUACGCUGCUGAUUUUUAACCGAUGUCCUCGUGAACUGUCUGUUUAUGUGCAUUGUUUUUGUUGUUGUUGUUGAUCGGCAUGCUCGAUGUUUACAGUAUGGCUCCUCCUUCUUCUGGAACCUCCUUCCGUGAACGUGACGUGUUUUAUGAAGAAUUUUCUGAUAUGCAGGUGUUUGCUAGAAUUGUGUUUACUUACUUCCUGCUUCCUGUCUGUGUUUAUUUAGAGGUGCGCUCUGUGAUUUGAGGAUCAUCCUGCCGGCCUCAGCUUGAGAAAAAAACUAGUUAUGCUAAAUUAGGAAACUCAAACAAGACUAGCUAGGUCAGACAAGAACUUAGAAUACAAUUGAAAACCAACUCUUUUGUAACUCUACACCAUGAAAGAAAAAUCGAUUCAACUUUAAAUUUGUCAUUACUAAAGAGUUUAUUUGGCUAGCUAUGUAGUUUAUUUAGCUAGCUAUGUUUAUGUUGGUCAGGUAAUUCAUUCAACAGGGCUGUACCGACUUAUUUACCACACGAAAUAAACACUGUUCCUAUUUUUCGCCCGGUUUUCCACACAGUUGUGUCAUGUAUUAGCAUUUUCAUCGUUCAGUUCUGAAUCUGUUAAAGAUCAGAUGGCGCAAAAGUAGCGAACGUUUUUGUUGGCAUGAAAUUGUACCGCACCUUAUUUGAUGUGGUAAAAACAAAACAAGAUCUAACUGAUGGACACUUUUAGGGGCAAACAGUGAACAAAAGAAAAAUGUAGCAAUACCAACCUUCUUUCACAUGAGCGUUUCAUCGAAGCAGAAUUUUCUCACAGGAAUGAAUAAAACACUGCAAUAUAUUUGAAUCGGAAGCACGUAUAAUGUUUCGCUGUGGAGAUUUCCUUUAAUGGCUAGCAAAGAUGGAGAGCAAAUUAGCCUCAAAAAAGGACCGGAGUUCAUGCUAGCUCAUGUUAACUGGUGUAUUGUAUUUCAGUGAGGUAAAGGAUAGGAUAAGAUGCAAGUGUAAAAUCACAGAGCUCCUCUUUAGCAUUUUUUUUAGCUCCAGUGUUUAAUUCUGCAAAGAAUAUACAGUAUUUCAAGUUUUAAACCGCUAUUCCUUUUACGGACUGGUUGUACAGUUUCAUUUUUAUCUGUUUAUUCAUUUGACUUUUAUCUGGGAGUUGGACUUUUGUGAAUGGAGCAUGCUAAUAAUAAAUCAAUGUGUCUGUGUGUGUUUUAACGAUCUUAACCUAGAGGAGAGGAAGAAACCUGUGAACAAUGUGAUGCACUACUGUACACUGGUUGUUCUUCACUGUGUCUUGAAUGAUGCAUCAAUAUUGCUCUGACAUGGGACUUGUUAUAUAAAUUUGAAAGUUUUUUUUUUGUUUUGGAAAAUAAAUGGAUAUUUGCUUCGA
Messenger RNA from Silurus meridionalis, 3509 nucleotides. RefSeq names its product double C2-like domain-containing protein alpha. Lineage: Eukaryota; Metazoa; Chordata; Actinopteri; Siluriformes; Siluridae. The transcript has 12 exons. The coding region runs from base 456 to 1751 and encodes 431 amino acids. The record is from RefSeq and is a predicted model, not a curated record.